GCAUACGGUUUUAGGUUCUUUUCGUUUGCGCUUUCAGCCUGGAAGGGUGUCUGUGAACCUAAUUUGUGCUAAUCCAUCAUAAAUCUGCAGUAUGGCGUUAAGGUGCUUCUUUGAUAUCACCGCUGGUGACGCUCCUCUGGGCCGAAUUAUUAUAGAGUUGAGACCAGAUGUAGUGCCAAAAACAGCUGAAAACUUCCGUGUCCUCUGUACUGGAGAGCAGGGUUUUGGUUACAAGGGUUCAUGUUUCCACAGAAUCAUCCCAGGCUUUAUGUGUCAGGGAGGUGACUUCACAAACCACAAUGGAACUGGAGGAAAAUCAAUCUAUGGGACUAAGUUUGCUGAUGAGAACUUUCAGCUGAAGCACACUGGCCCUGGCAUUCUGUCUAUGGCCAAUGCAGGCCCUAACACAAAUGGAUCUCAAUUUUUCGUCUGCACUGAGAAGACUACCUGGCUUGAUGGUAAGCAUGUGGUGUUUGGCUCAGUUAUCGAUGGAAUGGAUGUUGUAAGAGCUAUGGAAAAAUGUGGUACUCAAAGUGGAAAGACAAACAAAAAAGUUAUUAUUGCCAAUUGCGGACAGCUUUAAGAAAAAGUCCACUACAAUUUUUGUUUUUUUAUUCCUUUUGUCUUAAAUCACAAGCAUUCCUGUCAUUAGCUGGUGGCUUCCAACAACUUGGUUAAGUACUUAACACUUUCAUUGUGCUUUUUGACCUGCAUUUUUGGUGGUGCUUAUAACCCUCUGCCCACACUCCCUUCCAGAAUAUUUUUUUUUUUCCACGUGGACUUAAUGGAAUUCUGAUGAGAUUAAAAAAAAUAUGAAACUUCAA
This is a messenger RNA of Bombina bombina (fire-bellied toad), 824 nucleotides long. It is a transcript of the gene PPIA, whose product is annotated as peptidylprolyl isomerase A. The transcript has 5 exons. Gene Ontology annotation, cellular component: intracellular membrane-bounded organelle. The coding region runs from base 92 to 583 and encodes 163 amino acids. Gene Ontology annotation, molecular function: peptidyl-prolyl cis-trans isomerase activity. Gene Ontology annotation, biological process: protein folding; protein peptidyl-prolyl isomerization. Lineage: Eukaryota; Metazoa; Chordata; Amphibia; Anura; Bombinatoridae. The record is from RefSeq and is a predicted model, not a curated record.